GGGACCCGUCUGCCUUCCGCUUCUGGGGCUGGAUUGACACACAAUGAGGAGCAGAGAGGCCGGGGAGACGCUCCACCAACGCCGCUGUAAAUAAUUACAACAAUCACAGAGGCCGGAGAAACAUGGAGAACCAGUGCACGGUGCAGGUGAAGCUGGAGUUGGGCCACAGAGCUCAGCUGAAGAAGAAAGUGACAUCAGAAGGCUUCACCCAUGACUGGAUGGUUUUUGUCCGAGGGCCAGAAACCGGCGACAUCCAGCACUUUGUAGAGAGGGUCGUCUUCCGCCUGCAUGACAGCUUCCCCAAACCCAAGAGAGUAUGCAAGGAGCCGCCGUACAAAGUGGAGGAAUCAGGCUAUGCAGGCUUCAUCAUGCCCAUCGAGGUCUACUUUAAGAACAAGGAGGAGCCAAAAAAAGUCAUCUUCAACUACGACCUGUUCCUCAACCUGGAGGGUAACCCUCCUGUCAACCACCUGCGCUGUGAGAAGCUCACCUUCAACAACCCCACCAAAGAAUUCAGGAAAAAGCUCAUCAAGGCUGGAGGGAUACUGGUGGUCCCUGAGGGGGCUGAAGCCGUGUCGAGGCCCAGUCCGGACUACCCAAUGCUUCCCACCAUCCCCCUCUCAGCCUUCUCAGACCCCAAAAAGACAAAGACCUCUCAUGUAUCAAAGGAACCCAGCAAAGAAGGAAGCGGCGGCAGCAGCAAAGGACCCAAACCACACAAACUGACCAAGGAGCACCGUGAACGGUCGAGAAAAGACUCUGAGAGCAAAGGCUCAUCCAAAGGAGACGACCGUGAUGGAAGCAGCAAAAGCGGGCGUGAUCCCUCCUCCUCCUCAUCUUCGAAAAAGCCCUCCGAGAUCAAAGUGAAGGACGAAGUCAAAGUUCAGCCCAAGGCGGCCUUCAAGGAACCCAAACUCACCCUGAAGGAGUCAAAGAUGGACGGCAUGUCCCCCAAAGGAGGGGGGGCAGGUAGCGGAGGGGGAGGCGGCGGCGGAGGAGGAGGAGCUGUAGAGGCCAAAGCUCCAGGGAAGCGACCGUCCGCCGUGGAGUCGCCCAAACCCAGCGCCAAGAAACAGAAGAAGGGUGGCUCGGACGGGCUGAAGGGGGCGACCGGCGGGACGUUCACUGGAACCUCUCCUCGCGUCUCUUCAUCCUCUGCGGUCAGUCAGUCCUACAGCGAGAAGAAACCUUCCAAGGAGAAAGGUCGCUGGCCCAGGAGCAAAAACGACAGCCAGGAGCUGAAGGAGCUCAAGAAGCCUCCAGAGUCAGAGGAGUCCAACUCGGAGGAUGAAGCAUCAUCAAAGUCAGAGCAGUCGGCUCCGUCUAGCGCUUCCGUUUCUACGUCUAGUUCUGAUUCCAGUUCAGAUUCAGACUUCGAGCCGGAACAAAAACAAGGGCAAGGCCCCCUGAGGUCCAUGGUGGAGGAGAUCCAGUCGGAAGAGUCGGACGAUGACGACAGCAGCUCAGAGGAAGAGACGCCCGUAAAAACCAACCCCCCCAACCGCGACUCUCGACUAAGCCUGGACAGCGAGAGUGACAGCAGCGACGGCUCGCACCGCCCCAGUCGAGACCCUGCCCCACCCCCACAGAAACACAGCUCAUCCAACAACAAAGUGGUCCGAAAAAGUCCCGAUUCCUCUUUUCGCUCUGAGAAGGUGAUGAAGAAGGGAUACGACAAGGUAGGAAGGGCCUACACAGAGGAACUGGUGGACCUCCACCGCAGACUGAUGGCGUUAAGGGAGCGAAAUGUCCUGCAGCAGAUUGUCAACCUGAUCGAGGAGACCGGCCACUUUAACGUGACGAACACCACCUUUGACUUUGACCUCUUUUCACUGGACGAGUCCACCGUCCGCAAACUACAGAGCUACCUGGAGGCGACGGCCACGUGACAGGAAGCAGGGGGGGGCGGCGGCGCGUGGACGUCGGCGGCAGAGGUAGCCUCGCCAUCACGGCCGCUCUUUGCGGAAGAGAUGAGCAGAAGCGUCUGCCGCAGCCUCUUCACAAGCCUGACUGGAGCAUCGAACAACCACACCGCAGAGCAGAAACACACAAACAGUCGCAAGCACACAGCACCACCUUCACGUGACCCCGGGGAGGAAGCAGGAGGAGGGGGAGGAGCAGGAGGGUGGUGUGUGAGGAAAAACCAGAGCGUCUGACCUCCGUCUGGUCAGGAUUUUCACUACACUCACUUCGGAUCUGUGCCGAGCUGUGGAACCCCCACCCCCCUCCUUGCACUUAUACUGCUCCCGCCUUCGCAGACCUCAUAUCCACCUCCUUUUCUUCCUCUUCUUCUUUUCAUGCACACUCCUAAAUUAGCAAAGCCCCACUCCAGCUCCUUCCUUCCCCCACGCUGUCAGCUGGAGCUCGUUUCUCCUCCAUCACACUCCUGAGUUGAGUUUGAGAGCAGUUUGUGAGUCUGUCAGAGCCGUGCUGCUGAGCUUCAGGAGGUCGCGUUGUCUUUGUGGUUUCUGAUUCUUCGCAUGUGAAACUUGAGCACAAACAGCCGGUCGCAUUUCUCCCACCAGCCACUCUGCCCCACUAACCCCCAGGUUGACAUUAUUAGUUUAUAAGCACUGAAAAACAACUUUAAUUUACUUCUUCCUUUAGCCUCUCAUCAGUUAUGAUUUCAGUAAGUCAAAAAUAUUUUCUUUUUUAACUAUACAACCCUUUUAAGGGCGAAUUGGACUCUUCUUGCCUCUGCAGGUUAAUUAAAUUAGGACAACGAUGACCCUGAAAGUGGCAAAUGCCUUUGUUUUAAAUUUAAGAAAUGGUUCCUCAUGUUAUAAACAUGAAACAUUAAGGCCAGAUUUUUACAGUGGCAGAGUGCUGAACAGUGUCUCUCUGUAGAUAAAGGUUUUAUCUUGCUUGAAAAAUAGCUUAAAAACUAAGUUAAUUCAGAAAUCGAAUGAAAUGGCAAGAAAACAAGUUUCUA
This is a messenger RNA of Cyprinodon variegatus (sheepshead minnow), 2932 nucleotides long. It is a transcript of the gene mllt1a, whose product is annotated as myeloid/lymphoid or mixed-lineage leukemia; translocated to, 1. Lineage: Eukaryota; Metazoa; Chordata; Actinopteri; Cyprinodontiformes; Cyprinodontidae. Gene Ontology annotation, biological process: regulation of DNA-templated transcription. Bases 123 to 1889 code for a protein of 588 amino acids. The transcript is spliced from 12 exons. The record is from RefSeq and is a predicted model, not a curated record. Gene Ontology annotation, cellular component: super elongation complex.